CAGGGAGUUGUGCAUGUAAUUGAAGCAGGAACACAGGGACAGAACUUAUACAGAAGCAAAGGGCAAUAGGGGCUACUUCUACCGUAUGUACAUUAGAAUUUGCAGAGAGCUGUAGAGUUGUUUGAAGAGAUCAGAGUCACAAAAAAGUCGCUGAUCCAAUCUAGCCUACAUAUUUUACUAACUGUUUAUUUCUGUAGCUAAAUUGAAGGAAAUAAAAAUGGCGAAGAAGUGAUAAGAAUUAAAAAUUGGAAGCAAUGCAAUAAAAGUAUCUCUUUAAACUGUUGUCAUUCACAGCAGUGUGCACACGGGCAAAUUUCAGUUGCUCAACGGCCGUUGGCUCAAGAGCAGUUACUCUACUUAGAGCUGUCUUAGCUUGCAGUAGUGCUUUCGUAGCGUCUCCCUAGUGAGAAGCGAUUUUUAAAUAUUUUAAUAGAUUUUAGGGUGAAUCCACUAGUUAUGGAUAGAUCCCAAAAAAGUCCAGCAUCCCGUGGACCCACGCGGAAAAGAAUUAUCAAGGAGAAGAAAGAAUGGGCACCUAAAAAAAUCAGGCGAACAGAAGCCAACAUGGAGGAGAAAAGCUUGCACCAAGAAAAGCAAGAGGUGCAGAAGAGCAAGAGAAGACAGAGAGAACCAGCAGAAGGUAAUUAGGAUUUGAUUGAACAUAAAUUUGACUAUAAAAUUUAUUCUGUAACUCAUUCCCCCCAGGAUGGUUCCCUGCUCCCUGCUAGUUUGUCAGUUGACUUCAGCCUGGGGGUUAGUUGUGGGGGAGAUUUAUGAUGAUUGCCUUUUUAUACUCUCAUAAUUACUUGUGAAAGGUACUUUGAGGCUGGUUUACUAACAUAGGUGAUAAAAAAAUGACCUGUAAUAUUGUCAAUAGCAGCAAAUAGAUUUCAGCCCUUUCAUCCAGACCUCUACCCCACAAUUUGGGAGCCAAUGUAUAACACUUGAUUGACUGGCCUGUUACACUAAUAUUUUCAUAUAUCUGUAGCCCGUCAACAGAAAAGAAAGACUGAUGAUGACAGGGGACAGGUACCAAAAAGGAAGAGAAUGACCAUCAGGGAGGAGAAGAUGAAGACGGACAAGAAGAUAAACAGAGAGCCAGAAGAACCUGCAAAAGAAGGAAGAAGUGGAGUGAAGAUUCCUUGUAUUCCAGCUAAAAGGCCCAAUCCUAAAAAACUCAGAAACUAUCAGUUUCACAUGGAACUCGGAAAAGGAAACUUUGGCAAGGUUAUGCUGGCGACAUUGAAGAACCACAGAGAGCAAGUGGCAGUCAAAGUUAUUCAGAAGAAAGAAAAGGAAUCGCAUAUUAAGAAGAUCUUGGCAGAGGCACGGACCCUAAAGAUCGUGAAAGGUUGUCCCUUCCUCUGCCGCGGAUAUGCAGCAUUCCAAUCAAAGCUGCACGCUUUUCUUGUAAUGGAGUGGAUAAGAGGAGGAGACCUGCAACAGCUAAUGAAUGAGGAAGGUCAACUGAAGAUGGAUAGCGUAAGAUUUUACUCCGCAGAGAUGAUCGUCGGCAUCCAGUAUCUGCAUUCUUUGGGUAUUGUGCACCGAGACCUUAAACCAGCCAAUAUUUUGAUCAGCGCUGAAGGACACAUCAGGAUUGCAGAUUUUGGCUUGGUUGCAGAAGAGAUGUUUGGCGAUACCAAAAAAUAUAAUAUAGUUGGAACCUUGCCCUUCAUGGCUCCAGAGAUUCUCUCAUGGAGUGGAUAUGGCGCAGGGGUGGAUUGGUGGGCAUUUGCCAUUAUACUGUGCAAAAUGGCCACCAGAAGAAACCCAUUCAAUGAAGGGUUGGCUAUGAAUGACCUGGUGGAUGCACUGAUCAACAAGCAGUCUGAUUUCCCAGAGGACCUCAACCCAGACCUGAAAAAUCUUCUGCAGCAGCUCCUAGAGAAGAAUCCAGACAAGCGCCUGGGCACAACAGGAGAUAUAAGGCAGCACCAGUUCUAUAGAUCAAUUGACUGGAAUGCAUUGGAGCGCAGGAAGAUACCACCUCCUUUCCAGCCAAGAGCAAUACCAGCUGUGGAUUUCAGUGCAGUCUGUAAAGAGCCACCAUCAUUCUUAGAAGAGAUGGACUGCAUCAAUGCUUCAGGUGGCACAACAAUGAUUCAGGAUCUUACUUUCCUGAGUCCCAGUUGGGAAAUGUAACUGCUCUAGACAGAGGGAUCCAUACCAUCUGCCCUCAUCUCCUCAAGCCACUAACAUCGGCCCUCUCCUCCUCGAGCCCCUACCAUCGGCCCUCUCCUCUUUGAGCCCAUUCCAAUGGCCCUCUCCACCAUGGGCCCCUACCAUUGGUCCUCUCUUCCUCAGGCCACUAACAUCGGCCCUCUCCCCUUCAGGUCCCUAACAUCGGCCCUCUCUUCUUUUGGCCCCUAAAAUCGGCCCUCUCCUCUUUGGGCCCAUGCCAUUGGCCCUCUCAACCUCAGGCCCCUAACAUCUGCCCUUCCUCCUCAGGCCCCUAACAUCAGCCCUCACUUCUUUUGGCCCCUAACAUCGGCCCUCUCCUCUUUGGGUCCAUACCAUUGGCCCUCUCCACCUUGGGCCCCUACCAUCGCCCCCCCCCUCUCUUGGUCCCUAACAUCGGCCCUCUCCUUUUUGGGCCCAUACCAUUGGCCCUCUCAACCUCAGGCCCCUAACAUCGGUCCUUCCU
Molecule: messenger RNA, 2647 nt
Organism: Xenopus laevis (African clawed frog)
Lineage: Eukaryota; Metazoa; Chordata; Amphibia; Anura; Pipidae
Product: protein kinase C delta type-like
Exons: 9
Coding region: 1048-2145 (365 amino acids)
Source: RefSeq, a predicted model, not a curated record